Messenger RNA from Actinia tenebrosa (Australian red waratah sea anemone), 902 nucleotides. RefSeq lists its product as uncharacterized. The record is from RefSeq and is a predicted model, not a curated record. NCBI's taxonomy places the organism in Eukaryota, Metazoa, Cnidaria, Anthozoa, Actiniaria, Actiniidae. Gene Ontology annotation, cellular component: cytosol; cytoplasm. Gene Ontology annotation, molecular function: diaminopimelate epimerase activity. Gene Ontology annotation, biological process: post-embryonic development.
CUAUAAGCCUUUAUGAAGCCUUUCCUAUCCCAAAUUUCGUGAAUUUAGUUAAAUAUAUACAGGAAUUUAAGGCUUAUUAUCUAGGCAGAAGGAACAGAUGGGUAGAAAUUCAGUGAAAUUUGUCUUCUAAAAGAGCUAUCGCUUGUUUGUGAGCACACAAGAAUUGCAAGACGGUCACAGCCAUCACUCAUGGUAGCGGUAAAGAAAUACUAAGUAAACGUCAAAAAUGGCCGACGAGUUGGAUAAAAGUYCGCUUCAUUUCUUCAAAUACCAAGGCGCUGGAAAUGACUUCAUUUUAGUYGAUAACCGCAAGAACAUCUGGAAGAAAAUGAGCCUGGAGCAAAGUGUUUCUCGGCUGUGUCACCGACAUUAUGGGAUCGGCGCAGAUGGAAUUAUUUUAAUUCAGAACCACCAUGAUUUUGAUUUCCAGAUGGUKUAUUUUAACGCCGAUGGUAGCGAAGCGGAAAUGUGCGGCAACGGUGCCCGSUGCGCUGUUGCAUUAGCAAAACACCUUGGGAUUAUAAAAAAUACUGCUGUUUUCUUAGCAAAAGAUGGCGUUCAUGAAGGACGUAUUGACCCAGACAACAACUUUGUAGAGAUCAAAAUGCUGGAUGUUGUCCACAAGAUAGAGGUUGAGCCUGAUGGCAGUUGUAUACUUCAUACAGGCGUGCCUCACUAUGUGCAGUUUGUUUGCGAUCUGGAUAAGACUAAUAUCGUCUCCGAGGCAAGAAAGAUACGAUAUAAUGAGAAAUUUAAKGACAUAGGUAUCAACGUUAAUUUUGUAAGCACAGAAGAUGUUGUAGAAGAAUAGCAAACACUAGUCACGCAAGAUAGUGUCACGCGAAUUAACGCAUCACAAAACGACACAUCCAAUUAUCGUAUAAAAGUUUUUACAUACGAAA